ACAAAUAAAUUAACCCAAAAGUAAAACACCUGCUUCGACUUCAGAGUGGACGAUUAGAGGAAGAAGACAAUGGAGAAGGGAGACAUGGUACGAUGCCAGAGGAUCGGCUGCGAAGCUAUCUUCUCCGACGACCACAAUCAGGAUGGCUCUUGCAGAUAUCACGAUUCCGGGCCAAUAUUUCAUGAUGGUAUGAAGGAAUGGAGCUGCUGCAAGCAAAGAAGUCAUGAUUUCAGUUUAUUUUUAGCAAUUCCCGGUUGUAAGACAGGCAAACAUACUACAGAGAAACCAAUAACCAAGGCUGUCCCUACAACUACUCAGAAAGCAACCCCAACGCCUGUUCAAAACAAAAGGACUGACGAUGCUACUGCUUGUUCAAGGUGCCGCCAAGGUUUCUUUUGCUCAGAUCACGGCUCAAAACCAGAGAUUUCAAAACCGACUGUACCAGCCGCUGUGAAGGAUGAAUCAGCGAAGAUCACUCCAGCUCCGGUCAAAAAAAUAGUGGAUAUAAAUGAUUUACAGACCUGCAGAAACAAAGGAUGCGGAAAAUCCUUCAAAGAGAAAGACAACCAUGAAAAUGCAUGCGAGUAUCAUCCAGGUCCUCCAGUCUUCCAUGAUAGAAUGAGAGGGUGGAAAUGCUGUGACAUCUUUGUGAAGGAUUUUGAUGAGUUCAUGGAAAUCCCCCCUUGCACAAAGGGAUGGCACAAUGCAAAUGCAUAGCUGUACUGAAACUGUGAGAAGCAAAAUUGCUUUCAUAUGCUAGACUGGAGAUUUUUUCUUGAAACUGAUGAGGUAUUUUUGUUUGAGUGAGCUUUAACUUCUUAUGAACUUGCUUUCAUAUGUUCUGCAUCCUCUCAUAAUUUAUUGCAUAUGAUUUUAGAGGUUAUUUGCUUGCAAGUA
Dendrobium catenatum is the source of this 897-nucleotide messenger RNA. RefSeq names its product cysteine and histidine-rich domain-containing protein RAR1. Bases 70 to 717 code for a protein of 215 amino acids. NCBI's taxonomy places the organism in Eukaryota, Viridiplantae, Streptophyta, Magnoliopsida, Asparagales, Orchidaceae. The transcript has 6 exons. Gene Ontology annotation, molecular function: Hsp90 protein binding. Gene Ontology annotation, biological process: defense response to bacterium; defense response to fungus. Gene Ontology annotation, cellular component: cytoplasm; nucleus. The record is from RefSeq and is a predicted model, not a curated record.